Cuscuta epithymum is the source of this 3602-nucleotide messenger RNA. The record is from the annotation of a GenBank genome assembly. Lineage: Eukaryota; Viridiplantae; Streptophyta; Magnoliopsida; Solanales; Convolvulaceae.
CUUCCACAUUUCAGCACGAUUGACGUGGCGACAACCAUCUUGCGUGUCUGCAGACUGCGCCAGCUACCGUAAUCCCCCCUCCCUGCGAGCCAAAACUAAUCUACCGCGCGCAGCACACUGGCCCGCCGUCCUCCGCACCUGCACGCCGGAAAUACUCUGGUUUCUGUCUUUCCGACUCGCUACUCAGACAGCCAUUUUGAUUCAAAAUUCCCAUUGUGUCGCCACCAAGAAGGCAUGAACGAUCAGCAUUCUAACUCCAAAACAAACCUGGACAACAACAGAUACAGCUCCGCCCGGACCUCCAAGAGACUGAUGUGGAGAUGCAUCAGCCUUGGUCAUAUUUUCUCUCUUAAAAACAGGGUAGAAGUGUAAGAACAAGGUGAAGUUGGUUCAAAAAAUUUCUUAGGCGCGUAGAGAGUGGGGACCCAUGUUUCAAGUAGAAGAGACUCUAAAGUUAGCUUAGCAUCGGUCAUUGGUGCAAUCCUCUUUUCUGAAGGCCAUCAAUCGUAGCUUCAUAUACUUGCCAACAAGUUCAAGAAUGAAAGUGACAGUGGAUGCAGCAAUACUCAAGUUCAUCUUUCAAGAACCCACUUUCAGGCCUUUUCGGAGCUUGUACCAUGUUCAAACUGUUAAGCCACAUAUAUCUAUUUCUUCAUAUUGGUAUUUAGAAAUAUCAAAUUGCAAUCAAGUUCGGAGCUUGAGAACCUACUCAUUGCAGCCAGCUUGUGGAGAGUUUCGUAUGAUUUUGGGGCCUAUGUUAGCUGGAAAAAAGACCACCCUUCUGAACACAAUAAGGCCUGAUACCAGCACAGGCAGUUUUCAGGGUGACAUUCUAAAGAAUCUGUACGGUUGGGAUAAAACACUGAAAGAAUUAUGUUUCUCAGGAAGAGUGAGGGAAGCAGUUGGGAUAUUGUGCCGCAAUGGACUGCGAGUGGAGUCUGAAACGUAUUCCCUUCUUUUGCAGGAAUGCAUUUUUACGAAAGCAUACAAGCAAGGGAGAAGAAUUCACUCACAAAUGGUUGUUGUCGGGUUUCUCCCAAACCAAUACCUGACAAUCAAACUGUUAAUCCUGUAUGCAAAGUCAGGAGAUAUGGAUACUGCCCACAAUAUAUUUGAUAGGUUAAACUUUAAAUGCCUCAUCUCCUGGAAUGCAAUGAUUGCAGGGUAUGUGGAGUAUAGAAUGGAAGAAGUCGGCUUAUGCCUUUAUUACAAAAUGAAACAACAUGGCUUGAAUCCCGACCAAUACACUUUCUCAUCGGUCUUUAGGGCAUGUGCCUCUUUGUCUAUUUUGGAACAGGGCAAGCAAGCACAUGCUAUGGUGAUCAAAAGGAAAAUAUGUCGAAACCUAGUUGUUAAUAGUGCCCUUAUGGACAUGUACUUCAAAUGCAGUAGUCCAUAUGAUGGCUAUCUCGUGUUUGAGAAGUCAUUGGAGAAGAAUGUCAUAACAUGGACUGCCCUGAUUUCUGGAUUUGGGCAGCAUGGUAGGGUAGUGGAGGUGCUAGAGUCUUACCAUAGAAUGGUCAGUGAAGGUUUUAGACCCAACACUGUAACAUUUCUUGCAGUUCUUUCUUCUUGUAGCCAUGGAGGGUUAGUAGAUGAAGGUAGAGAAUAUUUUUCUUCAAUGACAAGAGAUUAUGGGCUUCAACCAAGUGGGAAACACUAUUCGGCUAUGGUUGACCUUUUCGGACGUGCAGGGAGGUUAGAAGAGGCUUAUGAGUUUAUUAAAAACUCACCCUAUCAGGACCACCCUGUGUUAUGGGGUGCUUUGCUUGGGGCUUGUAAGAUUCAUGGAAAUAUGGACAUGCUUAAACUCGCUGCUAUGAAUUUCUUUGAGCUGGAACCGGAGAACGCCGGGAAGUACGUUGUCCUUUCUAAUGCCUAUGCCUCAUUUGGUUUGUGGAACAAUGUUGCAGAAGUCAGGAGAGUGAUGAAAGAGUCGGGUGUUAAAAAGGAGACUGGUCAUAGCAUGAUUGAGGUUCAAAGACAAGCACACUUCUUCUCUAUGGGACAUAAUACUCAUGCACAAACAGAUUUGAUAUUUGAAGUGAUUAGGGACUUGACUUACAUUUUGAAGGACACAGGAGAUGUCCCAGAACUCAGAAGCUAAGGAGAAAGAAAGUUGUAGUUCACGUAUUAUCUUCUCCAGAACCCCCACCCUGCCACCCCUUUCUGAGUGGCCUGGAUUAUGUUCUAGUAAUGCAUGAAAUGCUUUUGCCAGUAAGUUUUCUGGAUCAUUUUGCUCAAUGUCAUUUAUAUGGAAAUCAAAUUGCUGACCAUAGUUAUCUUGCAUUCCUGUUAAUAUUGUUAUUAUUUUUGCUGUUAUUAUUAUUGUUGUUGUUGUUGUUAUUGUUAUUAAUAUACUAUUACUCCGCAUUUUAAAGUUUGCCAGACUUUCCUUUUUGGGAUGUACUUGAAAGUUUGCUACACUUUCCCCUUUUGGUAAGUUUUCCUUUAAAAAUACUCAAUUACUUUUAUUUUUUCUACCUUUUUAUCUUCUCUUUUAAACUUUUACACUCUUUUUCUACACUAUUCAUUACCCCUUCUACUUUUUUUCUUAAAUAAUGUGCCAAAACCUAUUGUAGCAAUCAUUAAAGGAGGGAGUAUUAUUAUUAUUAUUAUGACUAUUAUGAUUAUUAUUAUUUUCAUUAUAUAAUAAUUAUUACUCCGUAUUAUUAUAUUAUUAUUAGUAUUAUUAUUACUAUCAUCAUCUUUAUUACCACCACCACUACUACAAUACUACUUAUUCCUCAUUUCUUUGAUCCGCAGGGGGUCUUGAGUAUUAGAUGUUGAGUGGUGGGGGUUUGGGAGGAAAAGAGGAAAAUAAAUGCAAAGUUCAUAUGUGAAAAGGGAGUAUCCUUUUGAGGAAGACAAGUGAUCACUUUAUGAUGAUGCGGUGCAGUGGGAGAUUAAUUUUCAUUGUGGUUACUGCACAAACAAAUGAAUGCUUGACCAUUGGUUGAUUUAGGGUUCGUUUGGUAACUCUCCCUUCAAGAAGCAACUCAAUUGUUUGGAGCAUUGGCCUAGGAAUCGAGAGGAUGUUGCCGCGAGAAUAAAUAGUUGUGACUUGACAAGAAGCAACACCGGUAGAGAUAGAGGUGUCGUCUGUUCAGCGUGACUCAGAUCUCAGAUCACACACUGCUGUCCAAGGUCAUUUUUGGGCUUCAUAACGCAACCUCUUUGAAAUAAAGGGGUUUGAGGAUAGAAAUAACCAGCUCAAAACCACUAUGAGAGCCACUUUAAGCAAGAUCAGAUCCUAGAGUUGGAGGUUUAAAAAGAGACUCGGCACCAUGGAGUUGUAUUCAAGAGGAAUGUAACACACAACCAAGCUAGUGUUAAGAAGCUUUUAUGGAUGAGGUAACAAUGAAGGGGAUUUCAUUUUUAAUAUGCACAAUUUCAAAAACUUCUAAAGUUGUCUGUGCUAGUUUAUAAGAAUUCCUAUAGAAUUAUAGAUCAUGCUCAUGCUCAUGCUCAUCACAUUUUUCGUGUGCACACGCUACCAUAUUACAUAUGUAGUAUAAUCACGAUGAUUUAUACCUACAUCAUCACUAACAUUACUCCCCUUGAAAUUAGCAUGAUAUAUGACAUUUCCCCUUUAUACUUAA